AUGCUGAAUAAAGUACCUAAUCUUUGUCUAUCUAAUGGUUUAGCAUUCUAUGAAGUACCGGAUUGCUUGAAAAUCUUGACUGAAUUAGAAGAAAGAUUAAUAUCACCAAGAAUUCCUUUUAUGGUGAUUCGAACGUUAGGCUUCUGUAAACAGUUUGGUCUCAAAGGUAAUCUGGUCAAUGUUCCGAUGAAUGUUGACACAAAUGUUUCGGUCUUACCGAGAAAGUUUAGAGAUACCCAUACAAUCCAACUAAAACUCAUGAGACAAAUGAAAAAUAAAAACGCCUUUAUGUAUGAAACAAUUCGACCAAAAGUUGUACAUACAGCUGUUAAAUAUCUUGUCGGACAGGAACUAUAUAAAGGCGAAGGUAUCAUUAUAUCCGAUGAUUGGUUGAAUGAGUAUUCUAGUGAACGAGAAAAUUUCAUUGUUAAAGAUGAAGAUAAAAAAAUUGAUGCGAAUGAAAACAUGAAGGAAUCAGAAUUUGAUGAUAAUGAUGCCAAUUGGAAUGAAUCCGAUGAUAAACCAAUCAAUCCAGCAGCUACCGAAACAUUAUUAAAUGAUGAGAUUGAAGAUCAGAAUGAUAUCGGUAUUAAAUUUGCUCCAGCAGAGAAUAAUAGACCAAUAUCAAUAUUGAUGGAUAUGAAAGUUGAUGAAUUAACAUUUCCAAAAAUUUACUGUGGUAAACAAAGAAAAAUCAAAGAAAAUGUUAGAUUGACUUACGCUAAAAUUGCUAAGUCAGAAUUAAGAAUGUUCGAUCGAAGAUGUGGUAGAAUAUCGAAACUAUUUUUUACCUAUAAGAAAUUGCAAACGAGAAAGUUUUCAGAUGCUAUUUCAAUAACUCUAAGAAAAACAAAAAAUGUAACUGUUGCACAAAUGCUCAAGCGAGAUUAUGUCAAUGGAUUAAUACAUAAUGAUGACGCUUUCACAUUCUUGAGAUGUGAUCGAUCAUCACCAGCAUUCUGGGAACUGAAAAAAAAGGAACUUAUGGCCAUGAACAGGCAAUUAGGUUGUGCUACAAUCUUUUUGACUUUAUCAGCAGCAGAAGCAAAGUGGUCAGAACUUAUUGUAAUAUUGACUAACGUGUUGGGAAAUAAAGUCAUAACAUUAGAAGAAGCAGAGAAUAUGAACUACGAAAAGAAGUGUGAUUUGAUAAGAAAAGAUCCUGUAACAUGUGUUCGUUAUUUUGAACAUAGAGUAAAAUGUUUAUGGGAAAUAUUAUCAGCUCCUUCUGGUCCAUUUCAAGGCUACGAACUAGAAGACAAAUAUGUCAGAAUUGAAUUUCAAGCUCGUGGUUCACCACAUGUUCAUGCCUUGAUAUGGUUAAAAAAUGCUCCAAAAUACGACAAAAAUAAACCUGAAUCAAUUAAAGAAUGUAUAAAAUUUAUUGAUAAACUGACUUCAGUUAGUUCGAAACCAACACAAUUUUCUGAAGAACUUAUAAGUUUGCAACGUCAUAAACAUUCACAUACCUGUAAAAAAUAUGUGAACGGUUGUAUUAAAUGUCGCUUUGGUAUUCCAUAUUUUCCGAUGAGAGAAACUAUGAUUUUGGAACCAUUUAGUGAGGACGAAAAGUUAACUAAAAAAGAACGUGAAGAAAUAAGUAAAAAGAAGGAGAACGUAAUGAAAGAACUUGAAAAAAUAUCAAAAGAUAUCGAUAAUUCAUUACCUUUUGAUGAAUUCUUGGAACAUAUUAAUAUAAAUGAAAAAGAAUAUAUUAAAAUGAUCCGAGCUGACUUAAAAAAAGCAAAGGUCUUCUUAAAACGUGCUCCAAAUGAAAUCUGA
This is a messenger RNA of Rotaria socialis, 1782 nucleotides long. The record is from the annotation of a GenBank genome assembly. Lineage: Eukaryota; Metazoa; Rotifera; Eurotatoria; Philodinida; Philodinidae.